UUUCUCACUCACUCAAUCCCUUCCUUCUUUCUCUCUUUCUUUUGCUCCGCUUAGUUUCCGUUGAUCCGAUCCAAUCUUCUCUCAGUCUGUAUCGGCAUAGAUUCAGCAUUCCAUUGUUAGAUCCAUGUUGUUCGCACCACCACCACCACCUUCUUCUUCCUCUUCUUCUUCAUUACACCUGUUGAUACUUCUACUAUUUUCUUCCUUGCUUUUCACCACCACCACCUUCGCAUCCAUCCACACCUACAACCAUGAAUCCUUCAAAGAUGUCGGCAAUGCUUACCUCCUCUCCGGCGGCAGUGAAGGCAUCCUCGCCGCCCCCUCCCACCAGGCCCCUUCUUACAUCCGGUUUGAGAAUAUCACCUUUAGGAGAAGAAAAAGUGUGGCCAAGGGUACUGUGCCGAUACACGUUAUAAUUUUUGAGGCUGCUGAUCGGGAUGAUAUAGGUGGUUCUGUUUAUGGUGGACAGAGGGCAAUCUGUUGCACCCCUGAUUUAGCUAAGAUGGGGGCUUGUAAGCGAGGGGAGAUUAUCAAGAGAGCUUCUGCAACAGAUAUUAAUUGGCCGGUUGUUUUAGAUAUACAAUUCAAGGGGAAAUACAGAACCGCGAGCAUAGAUUCUAGGGAAGUUCCCAUCACGAAGACUGGAAUGUAUAAUUUGUUUUUUGUCGCUUGUGACCCCAAGCUCAAGGAUAUGGUGAUGACUGGGAAGACUAUCUGGAAAAACCCUGAUGGGUACUUGCCUGGUAGGAUGGCCCCGUUGAAGAAGUUCUAUGUGUUUAUGGCACUGGCUUAUGUCGUCCUUGGCAUCAUUUGGUUACUUCAGUAUGUGAGGUUUUGGAAUGAUGUGCUGCUACUUCAGCACUGUAUCGCAGCUGUCAUUGCUCUUGGAUUGUUUGAGAUGAUUCUCUGGUAUUUUGAGUAUGCCAAUUUCAACAGUACUGGAACGAGACCUGUUGUUCUCACAACAUGGGUUGUCACUGUUGGGGCUAUAAGGAAAACGAUUUCGCGACUUCUCAUUCUUUCUGUCUCAAUGGGAUAUGGUGUUGUGCGGCCCACUCUCGGUGGUCUUACUUCAAAGGUUCUUUUACUUGGAAUAACUUACUUUCUAGCAUCAGAGUUGCUGAACAUUACUGAAUACGUGGGGACUAUCAAUGAUGUAUCAGGAAGGGCAAGGCUCAUUCUAGUUCUUCCAAAUUCUUUCUUGGAUGCAUUUUUGAUAUUAUGGAUUUUUACAUCUCUUUCCAAAACACUGGAGCAGUUGCAGGCAAAACGGAGUUCUGUUAAGUUGGAUAUUUAUAGGAAAUUUUCAAAUGCACUAGCAGUAGCAGUUAUCUCCUCAGUUGUUUGGAUUGGAUAUGAGGUAUACUUCAAAGCUACAGAUCCUUUCAAUGAGCGCUGGCAGAGUGCUUGGAUCAUCACUGCUUUCUGGGACAUUCUAGCAUUUGCACUCCUCUGUGUUAUAUGUUAUCUCUGGGCACCUUCCCAAAGCUCUCAAAGGUAUGCGUAUUCAGAGGAAGUAGGAGAAGAAUCUGACGAUGAAGAAGGUCAGGCUCUAACUAAGCGAAAGCAGGAAGGUCAGGGUGAACUGAGCUUAGUGAGGCAAGAGAAGAAUGGCGGAACUGAUGCAUCUUUUGAUGAAGACGAUGAAUCAGAAGAGGAUAAAAGGGAAUGAGCUCUUAACAGCUUUCUUGUGCUUAUUUCCCACCUGGGAUUGUAAGUCUCAGACCAACCCUCAACAAGAGGUGUUGUAAAAUUUUGUUCAUUUGUGUCUGUAAUAGCAGCUUCAUAUUCUUUGUUUUAGAUAUCAGUUGCUUCAAUUAACAUGAAUGUAAUUAAUGUAUACCAAAUGAAAUAUUGCACAUGCAGAUGAUCAAAAUUGGUGUGUC
This is a messenger RNA of Lotus japonicus, 1886 nucleotides long. RefSeq lists its product as uncharacterized. Lineage: Eukaryota; Viridiplantae; Streptophyta; Magnoliopsida; Fabales; Fabaceae. Gene Ontology annotation, cellular component: membrane; Golgi apparatus. Gene Ontology annotation, biological process: transport. Bases 125 to 1672 code for a protein of 515 amino acids. The record is from RefSeq and is a predicted model, not a curated record. The transcript is spliced from 5 exons.